UUCAAACCCUAACACCAAAAACCCCUUCAAACAAAAUCACUCACAGCGCAGUCCCCUUCUUUUCCAUUCAUCACACAAAUAUGCACCGUCUUUCACGGCGUUCUGUCACCUCUCUCCUUCGCUACGGCGGUCAUCACCACCGUCAUGCCGCCGCCGCCGCCGCUAGCUCCAUUGGUUCUCCCACUUUCAACCAAUUGGGUGGAGAGAAGGAUGUCGGUGGUAGAUGGUAUUCAGUUUUGACAAAUGCAACAUGUAGUGGGCCUGCCUCAACAAAGCCUUUGAAAUUGGGGAACAUGUUUCCUUUGGGGGUGCGGUAUGAGUCUACGGCUUCUGACUUUGAGACACCUGAUGUACCUGUGGAGAAGUACGAGUAUCAAGCAGAGGUAAGUCGGCUUAUGGACCUCAUCGUUAACAGUCUAUAUAGCAACAAAGAGGUUUUUCUUCGUGAACUUAUCAGUAAUGCAAGUGAUGCGUUGGACAAGCUUCGAUUCCUUAGCGUCACUCAGCCUGAGCUUAUGGAAGGUUCUCCUGAUCUCGACAUACGUAUUCAAACUGAUCAAGAGAAUGGAAUAAUUACACUCACGGACUCUGGUAUCGGUAUGACCCAUCAAGAACUUGUUGAUUCCUUAGGAACAAUUGCUCAUAGUGGAACUGCUAAGUUUCUUAAAGCUUUAAAGGAUAGCAAAGAUGCUGGUACAGACAGCAACUUGAUCGGUCAGUUUGGCGUGGGAUUUUAUUCAGCUUUCCUUGUUGCUGAUAAGGUGGUGGUCUCGACAAAGAGUCCCAAGUCUGAUAAGCAAUAUGUUUGGGAAGGAGAGGCCAACUCCAGCUCUUAUAUUGUACGAGAGGAGACUGAUCCCGAGAAGCUACUUCCUAGAGGAACUUCUAUCAAGUUGCAUCUCAAGCGUGAUGAUAAAGGUUUUACUCAUCCAGAGAGAAUCGAGAGACUAGUGAAAAAUUAUUCACAGUUUGUAUCGUUCCCAAUUUACACAUGGCAAGAAAAGGGCUACACAAAAGAGGUUGAGGUUGACGAGGAUCCAUCUGAGGCCAAGACAGAUGGGGCUGAUGCCAAUGUUGAGAAAAAGAAGAAAACAAAAAAAAUUGUUGAGAAGUACUGGGACUGGGAGCUCACUAAUGAGACACAGCCUAUAUGGCUUCGCAACCCUAAGGAAGUUACAACGGAAGAUUAUAAUGAAUUUUACAAGAAGGCAUUCAAUGAGUAUCUGGAACCGUUGGCAUCUUCACACUUUACGACGGAGGGUGAGGUUGAGUUUAGAUCUAUUCUUUAUGUUCCCGCAGUUACUCCCAUGGGAAAGGAAGACAUUGUCAAUCCAAAAACCAAAAAUAUUAGGCUUUAUGUCAAACGUGUCUUCAUUUCAGAUGACUUUGAUGGGGAACUGUUCCCACGAUACCUAAGCUUUGUGAAAGGUGUUGUUGACUCGAACGACCUUCCUUUGAAUGUAUCACGUGAGAUUUUACAAGAAAGCCGCAUUGUACGGAUAAUGAGGAAAAGAUUGGUGCGGAAGGCAUUUGACAUGAUUCAGGGUAUAUCCUUGAGUGAGAACCGAGAGGACUAUGAAAAGUUCUGGGAGAACUUUGGGAAGCAUUUGAAGUUGGGAUGUAUUGAAGACCGUGAGAAUCACAAGCGUCUUGCUCCUCUGUUACGGUUCUUUUCUUCACAGAGUGAACAAGAGAUGAUCAGCUUGGAUGAAUAUGUUGAAAACAUGAAAGCUGACCAGAAAGAUAUAUAUUACAUUGCUGCAGAUAGUGUGACAAGUGCAAAGAACACACCCUUCCUGGAGAGACUAUAUGAGAAGGAGCUUGAGGUACUUUUCCUAGUUGAUCCCAUUGAUGAAGUUGCUGUGACAAAUCUUAAAUCAUACAAGGACAAAAACUUUGUUGACAUCAGCAAAGAAGACUUGGACAUCGGUGAUAAGAACGAGGAGAAAGAAAAAGAGAUGAAGCAGGAAUUUGGACAUAUAUGUGACUGGAUGAAGAAACGGUUGGGCGACAAGGUUGCCAGUGUCCAAAUUUCAAAUCGUCUGAAAACAUCUCCUUGUGUUCUUGUAUCAGGAAAGUUUGGUUGGUCUGCUAACAUGGAGAGGCUGAUGAAGGCACAGAGUGUUGGCGACUCUUCUAGCCUGGACUUCAUGAGAAGCAGAAGAGUGUUUGAAAUCAAUCCGGAACAUCCAAUUAUUCAGACAUUGAGUGCUGCUUGCAAUAGCAACGGUGACGAUGAAGAAGCCCUGAGAGCUAUAGAUCUUCUGUAUGAUACUGCAUUGAUUUCUAGUGGUUUCACUCCUGAGAGUCCAUCACAGCUUGGGGGGAAGAUCUAUGAGAUGAUGAGCCUGGCUUUGGCAAACAAAUGGACGCCUCAACCAGCGUUCAACAUGCACAACACACAGACACAUGAGGCUGAGGUAGUAGGGGAGCCCCAACCAACUAUCGAGGCAGAGGUAGUUGAGCCUACCAGCUCUCAAAAAUGAUUCCUUGUAGAAUGCAAGGCUGUCGAGCCGGCUGGAACCAGUUAUGAGAAAUAAUUCCAGCAGAGUAUUUUGAAGUUUAGUAUCAUUGAUGCUUCUAGCAAGUAUGCACAGGGAAAUUUUUUAAUGUGUGGACACUACUCUAUACUGGAAGAGAGUUCCUAAUCUUAAUUAGUGUUUAGUAAUCUACGGAAUUUUUGAUGGUCUUAA
This is a messenger RNA of Erigeron canadensis, 2693 nucleotides long. Its product is annotated as heat shock protein 90-6, mitochondrial. Gene Ontology annotation, biological process: protein folding; protein stabilization; cellular response to heat. Lineage: Eukaryota; Viridiplantae; Streptophyta; Magnoliopsida; Asterales; Asteraceae. Gene Ontology annotation, cellular component: protein-containing complex; perinuclear region of cytoplasm; plasma membrane. The transcript is spliced from 20 exons. Bases 81 to 2486 code for a protein of 801 amino acids. The record is from RefSeq and is a predicted model, not a curated record. Gene Ontology annotation, molecular function: ATP-dependent protein folding chaperone; ATP binding; ATP hydrolysis activity.